AUGUCUUGCUGUGGAGGAAACUGUGGCUGCGGCUCUGGCUGCAAGUGCGGCAGUGGCUGCAAUGGAUGCGGUAUGUACCCAGACUUGAGUUUCUCUGAGACCACCACAACUGAGACGAUCAUUGCAGGUGUUCCUCCAGUUAAGAUGUACGUGUUAUAUGAGAGGUCUGAGACGAGCUUUGGUGCUGAGAAUGGCUGCAAAUGUGGAUCAAACUGCACCUGUGAUCCAUGCACCUGCAAAUGA
Molecule: messenger RNA, 243 nt
Organism: Dovyalis caffra
Lineage: Eukaryota; Viridiplantae; Streptophyta; Magnoliopsida; Malpighiales; Salicaceae
Source: the annotation of a GenBank genome assembly